AUGAUCGUGGAGACUUUGGGCGCAAUUCCCGAUUUUCGCUGGGGCGCGGCGACGUCUGCAUAUCAGGUGGAAGGUGCCUGGAAUGAAGGCGGAAGGGCCGAGUCGAUCUGGGACGUCUUUUGCCACAGCGGCCGGGCCUUGUCCGGCGUGACUGGAGAUGUUGCCUGCGACCACUACCACAACUGGCAAUCAGACCUAGGUCUGGUCGCGCAGUACGGCUUCAACACCUACAGGUUCUCGAUCUCGUGGACGCGCGUUUUCCCCUUUGUCAACGGAAAGCCCACGCCCAACCAGGAAGGAAUCGACUUCUACAAGAAUAUUUUGGCAGAGUUGCAGUCCAGAGGCAUCACACCUAUGGUGACGAUGUUUCAUUGGGAUCUCCCAAAGCAGCUGGACUGGCGAUCGCCAGAUGUAGUGGAUCACUUCCAAGACUACGCCAAGUUCCUCCUCGACACCUUUCCAGAGGUCAAGCUGUGGAUCUCAGUGAACGAGCCGUUUACUUUCUGUCUUCUGGGCUACCAUAUCGGCAUCCAUGCUCCUGGAGUGCGGUCGCCCUAUGACCACUACAAGUGUGGCCACCAUGUGCUUCUUGCACACGCCAAGACCUUCGACAUGUUUCAGAAGCGCUUCUCUUCCGAGUCCGGGUACAAGAUGGGCGCCGUCUUGAACUUCGAUUUCCCUCAGCCCUUGGACCCGACGAACCCCGAGGACGUGCAGAGCGUCCAAGCCAACGCCGUGGAACAAAUCGGUUGGUUCGGCGAUCCGCUCUUCUUCGGAGACUAUCCGAAGGAGCUGCGGCUGAUUGCCGGGGAUAACCUGCCGAAUUUCACUGCGGCCGAGAAGUCACUUCUGCUGUCAGGUGCCAAUCACCCGAUGAGCUUCUACGGCCUCAACACCUACAGCGGGAAAUAUGUGUCGGCCCCGGACCAUGACCCCCUCCAUCCGUUUGUGCAGUUCUGGAAGGACGGGAAGCCCAUUGGUGAGAGAUUUAUCAGCUCAUGGCUGUACGGAGUACCGCAGGAGAUCCUCCACCACCUCCGAUGGGUCAACAACCGGUAUCGGCCGAGACAGAUAUACAUCACCGAGAAUGGCUGCUCCGAUCCUGGCAGAACGCAGCUCGAGUAUACCGUGAACGAUUGGUACCGGAUCGCGUUCUUCCGCGACUACCUCGCCAAUGUUGCGCAGGCUGUCAAGGAAGGCAUUCCAGUCCAAGGAUACAUCGUGUGGUCACUGAUGGACAACUUCGAGUGGGCCGACGGAUACGCGCGGAGGUUCGGCAUCACCUACGUGGACUUCCAAACCCAGAAGCGGACGCCAAAGCUUUCGGCUUUCUGGUGGCUUCACCUCAACGAGCGGAUGGGAGUCCCAAGCCCGACCGCAAUCUCCGGGGUGGAUGCGGCUCAUGUGUACAAGUAG
This is a messenger RNA of Symbiodinium natans, 1416 nucleotides long. Lineage: Eukaryota; Dinophyceae; Suessiales; Symbiodiniaceae. The record is from the annotation of a GenBank genome assembly.